Xylona heveae TC161 is the source of this 696-nucleotide messenger RNA. RefSeq lists its product as hypothetical. The coding region runs from base 1 to 696 and encodes 231 amino acids. The record is from RefSeq and is a predicted model, not a curated record. Lineage: Eukaryota; Fungi; Ascomycota; Xylonomycetes; Xylonales; Xylonaceae. The transcript has a single exon.
AUGGGGCUGCCUGGUCUGGACAGUGGCAGUGGCAUGGGCUGCAUGCAGUUUUGCUCCAAGGACAUUGACUAUUUCAACCCUGGUGAGGGCCAGAAUGUUGAGGUCUGUGAUAAAGACCAAGUCUAUCAGAACAUAUUUAGCUUCACCAACUAUCUCAGGGUUAAGGCUACUACCAUGGAUCCAGCCUUGAUCUAUCAGAAUCUUGAUACCUGCCUCCUGGGAAAGGCAGAUAAGUGGUAUACAGAAGAGUUAUCCUACAUACAACAUGUUGGAAUUCAAAUGAACACCAAUGGUGUUAAAAAAUGGUACAAGGCAUUGGAACAACAUUUUAGGGACCUGCCAGAGAAAUCCCUAGUUGUGUUAAAAACAUGCUAUUAUAUCAUUCAGGACACUCAACAAAACCAAGAUGUCUUAGAGUAUAUACAAUCAAUCAUAUUGAAUGACAAGAACUCUAGCACUACUAUCUCCAAUUAUACUCAAGUGCUCUUGGUAUAUGAGCAUAUUGAUGGAAGCCUAUACCAAGACUUUCCUAUCCCCACCAAAAAUACCACCAUGGCAGAUUUCAUUCAAAUCUUUUACAAAAAGAGUCAUGUUUGGUUUAACAUCUACAAAUAUCAAGGUCAAACCCAGACUCAAGAAGGCAAGAGUAACAAGCAUGACCAGAGAGGUACUUUUAAUCAAUUUCCUUUAACCUAG